Molecule: messenger RNA, 1633 nt
Organism: Pectinophora gossypiella (pink bollworm)
Lineage: Eukaryota; Metazoa; Arthropoda; Insecta; Lepidoptera; Gelechiidae
Exons: 6
Coding region: 211-1122 (303 amino acids)
Molecular function (GO): oxidoreductase activity
Source: RefSeq, a predicted model, not a curated record
CAAUAGUAGUUUACGGUUGCUCUUACUUAAUCAUGUACGUUACGUAGACGAAGUUACUACAACAACCCUAGACCUCAAAUAGGUGUUCCGGCGAACUGUAUUUAGGUCAUAUCUAGCGUCAGGAUACGGAGACGGCGAGUAAUCCGGAAGCACCACGAGUGGCCCAGACCAGAAACGUCGCCUGUCCCCACCAGGCGUGAGCAAAAAAGGAUGGCUGAAGCGCCCGCCAUCGAGUCCUUCGGGACCAUAAAAUUUACCCUCAACAACGGCACGCACAUGCCUGCUGUUGGAUUGGGGACAUACAGGGUGAGGCAAGAAACUGAUAUUAUGAAUGCCGUCGAUUGGGCAUUGGACGCAGGCUACAGAAUGUUUGAUACGGCUGCUGUUUAUGGCAAUGAAUGCCAUUUGGGAGCAGCACUCCGAACGUUUUUGCCCAAGUACGGGCUGGAUAGAGACGACAUAUUUGUUACAACAAAACUUUCGCCAUCGGAACACGGAGACAAGGAGAUAACGGAAAAAGCUUACUUAAAGUCGCUGAAAAACUUGGGUCUCGACUAUGUCGAUCUAUAUUUGAUUCACUUUCCUGGAACUGCUCGUCUGCGCUCUGACGAUGGUAGGAACAAGGUGCUACGCGAGAGCACGUGGUCGAGCCUUGAGGAGAUCUACGACGAGGGCAGGGUCAACGCCAUCGGCGUCUCCAACUUUACCGUGCGCCACCUCUCUGAACUGCUGCUUACACACCACAGCGUCAUACCAGCUGUUAACCAGGUGGAAUGGCAUCCAUAUUACCACCAAGAUGAGCUUCUUAAAUACUGCAAGGAGAAAGAAAUAGUGGUGCAAGGAUAUUGCCCUUUCGGUGGAGCAUCAGCCGCAAAUAAGACACUGCUCGAGGAUCCAGUGGUCAAGAAGAUCGCCAAGAAAUUGAAUGUCACCUGCGCCCAGGUAUGUCUGGUGUGGGCGCUGCAGAAGGAUGUGGCCGUUAUUCCCAAGUCCUCCAAUGCUGCGCGCAUUAAAGAAAACAUCUCUUUAAAAUUCAGGAUCCCAGAGGAGGAUAUGAAGGCUCUUGAUGCCCUAGGAGAAAAAAACAUUAAGUACGCCUGGGACCCGAGUAUCGUAACUUAAACAAUAACUUGUAAAGAACAACAGCUCCAUAUUAUAAAUUGUAACAACAGGGUGUAAAAAAUAAAAUCAUUUACAGGAAGCAAAUUAUCUUUCGGGUCAUAGAUUUAGGAAGCAUUGUGUGGUCGAUAGACCAUUCUAAAUUACUAUAAAGUUAAUAUUAUCCGCCUAUAGCGAAUUUUCUAUCAUAAAUUAUAAACAAAAACUAUUACCUUAGAGCAACACGGGGAAAGGAGUAGUCAUAGGCAGGCGCUCUCUGUCUGUUUGCCCCCCAUGCAAAAACUGGCAGAAAGUUUUCUAGGUAUCUAGAAAAAACGCUGUGGCUACUUCCGUCUGAUCCUCCGGAGACCCGUGUUUCUCUAUGCUACUGACCCAUGUCCAUUUUUUCAAAUGUAUGAAUGUUGAAUAUUGUUAAAGGAUAUUUUUAACUACACCUACAUUUAUUUACGACGUUAAGGUUGUGUGGAACUCUAUUCUACGACAAUUUAGGCGGUAUACACGGGUAUUUAGGUAA